AUGAAUUUCUUGUAAAAAGCAUAGGUAAACGUUUAAAAUAACAUAGAGUAAUUAGGAGGACUUUUUGAAUCUAGUUGGUCACUGAAAGUAGAGGCUGGUUAAAAAAUUACUUCAAUUGAUUAAAAUAGCAGAAAUGUAUAUAUUGGUUAUUAAAGUGGCACUAUAAAUAUAUAUCAAAUCAAUAGAAAUGGCUUAAAAUUAGAUUAUUUAAAAUCACAACAGUAGACAAAAAAUAAGAGAUUCUUCUCAUUUAAAAAUAGCAUUGAUAGUUUGAGAGAAUUUAACAAUUAUUUACUUAUUUUAAGCGAAGGAUCUGUCCUUUGUGCAGAUGGAGAUAGUUUAGAAAGUUUGGGAACUAUAGUCGAUAAAAAUUGUGUUAUGGUUGUAGUUAACGAAGUGUAGCAAGACAGAAUCUUAGUAUUAACAAAAAAGAAAGAAGUUCUUAUAUUUGAUUUAGAUGAAGCUCCUUUUAGAUUUAGAUAAUUAGAUAAAAAAAUAUAUUUGAGUGAAAUUCCUCAAUAAUUGAUCUUUUUUAAUGAAAUGAUCUUUUACACAACUUAUCGUAAAGAUUAUUGCUACUUAGAUAUAAAUACUAACUUAGAACCUAAAACUCUAAAUGUUCCAAAGAAUUAACAAUAGGCUUAUAUAAAAAUAAUUUCACCAGAAGAGAUGUUUGUUGUUAUAUCAAACAACACCGGUAUCUUUUUGACUCUUGAAGGAUAACCAAAGUAAAAGAGCACAAUUUAGCUAGAUGCCCAAAAAAUAGUGUUUAAUAUACACAUGUUGGAAUAGUUUUUAAUAGUUUUUUACGAAGGUAGCUUAAUUCAGAUAUUUAAUAUUGAUGAUUGCGUAUUAAUAUAGUAAAUGGAUAUUGCUAAUCGUUUAAAUGAGGGGAUUGUUAAAUUUGUUACAAACUACUAGAAUAAUUAAGUUGUUUAUUUUGGAUCUCAAACAGAAAUUAGGAAUUUGUACCUUGUUUCUUUUGAAGAUCAGAUAAGCAAACUUUUGCAAGAGUGCAAUAUUGAAUAAGCUAUGCAGAUAUUUAAUCAGCAUUAUUCGAAAUCAAACUCAAUGAGAUAGCAACGUCUUGAGGAAUUCAACAUAGAUGCUUGUUGGUCUCUGCUUAUGCACGGUAAAUUUAAUGAUGCAUAUAAAAUUAUUGAAGAUAAUUACAAAUAUGAUAUCAGAUAAUUUAUUGAUAGCUUUACUAAUGAUGACGAUAUUAACAUUGUGAUUGCCAAAAUUAAAAAAAAUAGAUUAACUGCCAUAGUUAAUAGUGGAAAGAGCACUACAAGUGCUACUUUAAAAAAUACAGAUAAAGAAUUUAGAGAAGAAAUUCUAAAAUUUUUAAUUAAAUUAUGCACUAAAAACAGAGAACAUUAUUUAAAAUUUUUAAAUAAUAAAGAUAUCACAUUCGAUUUUUAUUUAUCUAAUCAUUCUGCUAAAUUUUAUACUAUUUCAAGAGACAGACAUAAAUAUUCUUAUUCUUAAAAUGUUGCUAGUCUUUAAUCUUAUAUUGAGUAGCAGAAGAACUCUGAAAUGAAUAAUAGCUUAAUAAAAAGCACAAUAGAAUAAGAUAAUAAUUCUAUAAUUGUUCCAUAGGAUGUUGAAGAAGAAUUUGAUUAAAAUAUUACUGCAAAAUAAAUGCUUCAAUAAAUUGAUUUCUAUCUGAUAACAUAUUUGAUUAUGCAAAAUAAUGAAUAAGAGCUUAUUAGUGUUUUAAGUAAAAACUCCAAUAACUGCUAAGAUAAGUAUGAAGAGCUACUGCUUACACUUCAAUCACUUAUGUUUGUAGGUCCUAAGCAUAAUGAAGUCUUAUCAAGGUUUUAUGAAUACUUUUAGAAUUAUACAGAAGCUUUGCUUCUUUGGCAAGAAUGCAUUGAAAAUAAAAAAGAUUUGUAAGAAGCUUGUGAAAAUAUAGCAAGAAUUCUAAAAAUAUUUCCCAAAGAAAAACUAAUAAGCGACUUUUUCCCAUAUGUUAUGGAACAUAAACCAGAAAAAGCAAUUGAAGUAUUCGCAGUUUUAGAUCCAAAUAAAUAUCCACCAAGUUAAAUCAAAUAACUUAUCAUUUAAACUCCUAACAUAUCUUUAGAAGUUCGAAACUAACUUACAGGAAUUUACUUUGAAGUUCUCUGUAUGAAAUUCAAUUAUGUUGAUACUAAUGUCCAUAAUUCUCUAGCAGACUAUUAUGUUAGGUUCUUAUUUUCUAAGUAUCCUAAAGAAAAAACUUAUCAGGAAUUCAAGAAAGACAUGGAACAAGUAUAACAAAAAGGAUCUUUGAUAGAUUAAGAGUUUGUUGAAAAGUAUAAAAGUUUUGAUAAAUUUUUGAGAAACACAGAAAUGCUUUACGAUCCUGAAUUCAUUUUAAAAUUCAUAAACAACUCCUAUCUCCAAUAAUAGAUCAUUUUCCUUCUAUGUAAGCUUGAUUAACAGGAAAAAGCUUUGAGAAUUUUGAUUGAUCAAAAGGAUCAUGACACAGCUUAAGCACUGUGCAACCAAAAACAAGGCAAAUUAGUGCCAAUAUUAUUUAAAAUAUAUUUAGAAAAAUAUAAUGAAACAAUUGAGUAAGAUAUUUCAAACAAUAGCUUUAUAAGUACAUCUUCUAGACUUUCUUAAGUAGAAGUUACAAAAAGCAAAAACACUCAACAAAGCAAAGAAUCAAAAAAUGAGCAAAUGUUGUAUAAAAAUUAUUUAGAUGAUAUUUUAUACAAAUACAGCUAUUACCAAGAUUUAAAUCCUAUAGAUAUACUAAAUUUAAUUCCAGAUGACUGGGUGAUAGGCUCUUCUUCAUAAAUUAAGACUGUAACUGAAUAUGCUGAUUAAAAUUAAAUUAGAAAUAGGUAAAACAAUAAUUUUAUGAAUAGCGAUAAUACAAACGAAGAAAAUACUGCCCUGUACGAAUUCCUUACCUAAGCCCUCUCUGAGACACUUUAUGCUUAAAGGUAAGUAAGUUGUACUAAACAUGCCUCAGAAUCUUUGUUGCUAGAAAAUAAAAUUAAAUUAAUUAAUUGUAAAAAAGCCUAUAUAACAUGGUAUAAUGAUAGAAAAUGCGCAGCAUGCAAUAAAACCAUAACAGAGUCCACUAUCUUUGUUGUAUAUCCAAACGGUGUAGUUGCCCAUCAAAGUUGUGUCAGUAAAUCAUUAACAAUCUGCCCCGAAACAGGAUAAGACUUUGUUAAAACAUUCAAGCUUUGA
Tetrahymena thermophila SB210 is the source of this 3195-nucleotide messenger RNA. RefSeq names its product transforming growth beta receptor associated protein, putative. Gene Ontology annotation, biological process: autophagy; vesicle-mediated transport; endosomal vesicle fusion. Gene Ontology annotation, molecular function: protein binding. The transcript is spliced from 2 exons. The record is from RefSeq and is a predicted model, not a curated record. NCBI's taxonomy places the organism in Eukaryota, Ciliophora, Oligohymenophorea, Hymenostomatida, Tetrahymenidae. Gene Ontology annotation, cellular component: membrane; cytoplasm.